AUGAGUAAGAACAGAUCAUCAUUGCAGUCUGGUCCACUCAAUAAUGAGUUACUGGAAGAGCAAAAACAAGAAAUAUAUGAGGCGUUUUCAUUGUUCGAUAUGAACAAUGACGGAUUCCUCGAUUACCAUGAACUGAAGGUAGCGAUGAAGGCUUUGGGAUUUGAAUUACCCAAGAGAGAGAUACUCGACUUAAUAGACGAAUAUGAUAGUGAAGGGCGGCAUUUGAUGAAAUAUGAUGAUUUUUAUAUUGUAAUGGGGGAAAAAAUAUUGAAAAGAGAUCCCUUAGAUGAAAUAAAGAGAGCAUUUCAAUUAUUCGAUGAUGAUCAUACUGGAAAGAUAAGCAUUAAGAACUUAAGGCGUGUAGCCAAAGAAUUGGGAGAAACAUUGACAGACGAGGAGCUGAGAGCGAUGAUUGAAGAGUUCGAUCUGGAUGGCGAUGGCGAGAUUAAUGAAAAUGAAUUCAUAGCUAUUUGUACCGAUAGUUAA
Messenger RNA from Saccharomyces mikatae IFO 1815, 486 nucleotides. It is a transcript of the gene CDC31, whose product is annotated as centrin. NCBI's taxonomy places the organism in Eukaryota, Fungi, Ascomycota, Saccharomycetes, Saccharomycetales, Saccharomycetaceae. Gene Ontology annotation, molecular function: calcium ion binding; microtubule binding. Gene Ontology annotation, biological process: spindle pole body duplication. Bases 1 to 486 code for a protein of 161 amino acids. The transcript has a single exon. The record is from RefSeq and is a predicted model, not a curated record. Gene Ontology annotation, cellular component: half bridge of spindle pole body; mitotic spindle pole body.